UCGUGCAGGGAAUGGUUUGUGAAUAGAUAGGGAGUGGGCCGGGAGCCGGCGCGCGGCGGUACUCGCGGCAGAGGGCCGCCAUGUCGGGCGGGACGCGCGCUUGCCUGCUGCUGGCGGCGCUGCUCGCAGUGCUCUACUCAGGAUGGUGUUCAGAGGACGAAGAGCGCCUAGUGCGCGAUCUAUUCAGAGGAUACAACAAGCUCAUACGGCCGGUGCAAAACAUGACACAGAAGGUCGACGUGCGGUUUGGACUAGCCUUCGUCCAGCUUAUCAACGUUAACGAGAAGAAUCAAAUUAUGAAAUCGAAUGUGUGGCUACGUUUAGUAUGGAUGGAUUAUCAGCUGAUGUGGGACGAAGCUGACUACGGAGGCAUCGGCGUACUGCGACUACCCCCUGACAAAGUUUGGAAACCGGAUAUAGUGCUAUUCAACAACGCUGACGGCAACUACGAAGUGCGAUAUAAAUCUAACGUUCUCAUCUACCCUAACGGCGAAGUACUUUGGGUACCCCCUGCCAUAUACCAGAGUUCAUGCACUAUCGAUGUAACAUACUUCCCAUUCGAUCAACAAACGUGCAUCAUGAAAUUCGGAUCUUGGACUUUCAACGGCGACCAAGUAUCUCUCGCAUUAUAUAACAAUAAGAAUUUCGUGGAUCUGUCUGAUUACUGGAAAUCUGGAACAUGGGAUAUCAUAGAAGUGCCCGCGUAUUUGAACAUCUAUGAAGGAAACCAUCCUACUGAGACGGACAUUACAUUUUACAUUAUUAUAAGAAGGAAGACCUUAUUCUAUACUGUCAACUUGAUUCUGCCGACCGUGCUUAUCUCGUUCCUUUGUGUGUUGGUAUUCUAUCUUCCAGCUGAAGCUGGAGAAAAGGUCACACUGGGUAUCAGCAUCUUGCUGUCACUGGUUGUGUUCCUGCUCUUGGUAUCGAAAAUCCUUCCGCCGACCUCACUCGUGCUGCCGCUCAUUGCCAAGUACCUGCUGUUCACAUUCAUCAUGAACACCGUCAGUAUCCUCGUCACGGUCAUCAUCAUCAACUGGAACUUCAGAGGACCUAGAACUCAUCGCAUGCCCCUUUGGAUUCGAAGUGUAUUCUUGCACUACCUACCUGCCGCGCUGCUAAUGCGGCGUCCACGCAAAACCCGCCUACGUUGGAUGAUGGAGAUGCCCGGCAUGGGCGCACCGCCGCACGCCGCUGCCCCGCACGACCUGCCUAAGCACAUCAGUGAUAUCGGUGCAAACCAAAGCAAAAUGGAGGCGAUGGAGCUGUCUGAUUUGCAUCAUCCUAACUGCAAGAUUAAUCGGGCGGCUGGAGGCGGUGGUGAAAUGGGCGCUUUGGGCGGUUUAGGCGCGCUCGGCGGGCUCGGCCUUGGCGGGGAUAGACGGGAGUCAGAGAGCUCUGACUCCCUUCUUCUGUCUCCUGAAGCCGCCAAAGCAACUGAAGCGGUCGAAUUCAUCGCAGAGCAUUUAAGAAACGAAGAUCUUUACAUUCAGACGCGCGAGGAUUGGAAGUACGUCGCCAUGGUGAUCGAUAGAUUGCAGCUGUACAUCUUCUUCAUCGUGACCACUGCUGGAACUGUCGGCAUCUUGAUGGAUGCACCACACAUCUUUGAAUACGUUGACCAAGACCGUAUUAUCGAAAUAUACCGGGGGAAGUAAAUACGAACUGCGAGAAACAGCUAUAAUUAUACACUUUUUUUAGAGUUGCUUAGUAUUAGUCAACCCAGUUAAAAAUCUUCCAAAAGCAACUUACUUCUUCCUUUCAAAUAAUAAUGUAAGUAAUGAUACCAGUUACCUACCAGUACCUAUAACAGAUAUUGUUGAUUUGCAAAUUAAGUCCAAACAAUGCUCAGUUUUAUUUUUUAUGCAAAUGAAGUAUUAAAGAUACUUAUAUUUUUAGGCACUCCAGCUUUUUUAAUAUAAUUGUCAGUAAUGAAAUAGUUAUUUGUGCAACAAGAGAGGAAAGUUGGUUUUUCUUGCGAGUGUUUAUUUUGAGUACCGAGAAAGCGAAAGAUUCUAUAAUUGAAUCACGAACGAAGCGAGUACAAGCCUACUUUCGUCACUCCAGGGAGUGACGACAGUAGGCUUGUUCGAGCUGCUGAGAUGAAAAAAAAAUUGUACUUACACAUGCUUCCAAUACGUAAUCUACAUACCUACCGAUUAUCAUUAAAUUGGCCAAGUUAAUUAGCAGUCAAUAAAUGUGGUUAAUUAAUUAGCAAGCUUAGUCACUUAGACAAAGAAAAUUGUAUGCAGAACAAUGAGUACAAAUAUUGAACUCCUAUUUUCGAGUAUGUAUGUAUUGCUUUGACAGUAGGUACCUAUGUUUUACAUAUAAUAUUUCUUAAUGUAAUUGUAGUGGCAAACGCUGCGCAUUCUCUUACGAGUAAGCUUUCAUUUCGUCCUGCCUUAGGUAUCCAUGGAAAUAACAAGCUUGAAUACCUACUAGGCCGCAGCAAGCAAUGUGCAGAAGAGUAGAUAAAGCCGCAAAAGCUUUCUGCGGCGUAUGAUGGGCAUGUAGCUACAUGGGUUUGAUAAUCCUUGUAUGAAAAGGUGGAUAAUCAGCAACACGUUACCUACGCUGCGUAUAGCGUAUACCUAAUAAGAGUAUAAGUAAUAACUGAACUCACAUGGUUUUAUGCCUAUUUGCGAGCAGACCGUUUGCCGCAGUGGGCAUUCUUAAUAGGUAGUCCAGCAAUGUCAAUCUAGAGCUUCAAAACGAAUUAGGAGCCAGAAGUUUAAGUAAACAUUAAAGCACUUAGUUCAUAUUUACUUAGCUAUUAGUUCAAUUAAGAUUAUAAUAGGGUAUUACAAUAAAUUAAUAGAAAUUAAAAUGGCUGUGUUCGAAGUUUACCUAGCGUAAAAGCACAAUACUGUUUCGACAUAAGUUUGUAUUUUGACAUGUAAUUAAUUAGGGACAAGGUAAUAGCGUGGUAAUUUUAAUCAUAGUCUUAAGAACUUUAUCAUUAAAAUGUACCUACUAUUUUAUUUUGUUAAAUGCUAUGCUCUUUAUUUUACAAGUUAAUUCUGGAGAUUAUUAGGUUAAGAAAAAAAUAUAGUUGAAAACAAAAACAAUUUUUCCUCAAACUUGCAAUGAAAUUACUUCCAAAUUAGGUCCUGAAAUACUACGUAUCCGGUGCGAUGAGUGAAAAUAAUAUGCAAAGGAAUUUCAUCCAGCCUUAGCAACCUUCUUUUGUUUUAAACGUCAAAUUGUGACACAACGUAAUUUAACGUAUUGGCAUUCAAAAUAAAACCUAUAUUUUUGGUUCGUUAUGACAUUCUGCCAUUACGCUUUUUUUUAUUUUUUUUUUAUUUUAAGGGGAACGAAAAUUUUAUUAUUUUUGCGCUACGACGCAUGGUUUAGGAGAUAAAGAUUUCUGCGUUACUAAAUAAGUUCAUGGUGAAAAAAAAAAAGAUCUUUAUAGGGCUGUAUAUCCUAAACCGUGCGUCGUAGCGCAAAAAUAAUAAAAAAUUUGUUCCCCUUCAAUACCCCACGCGCUGAAUAACCUAUGUCCAGGACAUAAAAACAAUCAUCAUUAUCAUCAUAUUUUUAUUUCAUUGCAAGUUUGAGAAAAUCACUAUACAAAUCUCGGCGAGAAACGGGGUUGCCGGCUGCGUAUCCCAAUCGUUUCCUGGCCUUAUACCUAUAGUAAUGUACUAUUGCUGCUUACCUAUUUAGUUAAGAGCUUUCCCAGAGAUGAAAAGCCAUAUAUUUACUGUUAUAAUUUCUUAAUAUAAUUAGAAAUAAUGUUCAAGCAAGUAAACUUGAAACAUAAACAUAGUUGGGCAAAAAUGUAUAUCGACUGGGGUCUCCUAUAGAGUAAGACAAUCUCAUAUUUAGCGUUAUAAUAGAUGUUUCUGAAGAAGUUUUUGUUUUUAUCAUUAGAGAUAUUUAAUUAGAAUACGUUCUUACUGUAGCUAAGAAAUGAGCUAGUAUCAUCGUUAAAUCAAAAUCUCGAUUUGGGCUUGUAAGAUCCUGGUUUUGAGCCGGAAUCUAUGGCAUAAUUAAGUUAUUUGUAACUCGGCCUAUAGCACUAACUAUACUUACGCACUUACUGUAAAAUAUCUUGUCCAUUCAUUACUUUUAUAUCCAUGUUGUUUUAAUAAAUUUUUACGUGCGGAA
Molecule: messenger RNA, 4119 nt
Organism: Cydia strobilella
Lineage: Eukaryota; Metazoa; Arthropoda; Insecta; Lepidoptera; Tortricidae
Gene: nAChRbeta1
Product: acetylcholine receptor subunit beta-like 1
Exons: 9
Coding region: 81-1658 (525 amino acids)
Biological process (GO): regulation of membrane potential; signal transduction; chemical synaptic transmission
Cellular component (GO): plasma membrane; postsynaptic membrane; synapse
Molecular function (GO): acetylcholine-gated monoatomic cation-selective channel activity; transmembrane signaling receptor activity
Source: RefSeq, a predicted model, not a curated record